AUGGAAAUAAAUAAUGAAAAAUCAAAUUUAAACAUAACUUAAGUUUUCAAUACAAAAAAAAAAACAUAAUAGAGAACAUAAUCAGCAAUUAUAACAAAAUCUUAAAAAAAUAAAAUAAAAAAUACAGAUUAAGCAUAAACAGUUUAAUAAUUAAAAGAAAUACAAAAUAUUUAAACAUAAAAAUGUAUAAAAAAAAAAAAAAAAAAAAAAAUUUAAAAAAAAAAAAAAAAAUAAGAAUAAAAUAUAAAUUAAAAAUAACCUAUAUCAGCGUUAUGUUGGUCUAUACAUAAUGCAUAAAAUGGAAAUAUGUUAUUUUCUAAAAUGGGAUAAGAAAUAAGAGAAAUGGCUUCCUUGACAAAAAUGAUGACAUUAUAUGUAUCAUAUUAACUAGCCUUAUAAUUUAAGAUAAAUAUUGAAUAAGAAAAAAUAUUAGUACCAAAAUAAGCUACAUUAAUAGGAGGUACAAGUGCAUGUUUAUAAGAAAAUGAUUAUUUAUCAAUAAAGGAUUUAUAUUACGGAUUAAUGUUACCAUCUGGAAAUGAUGCUGCAAUAACUUUAGCUAAUUAUUUUGGUUAUUUAUUAUUUAAAAAAAAAAAUAAUAAGAAAUUAUAUGAUAUACAAGCUAAUAUUUAUAAAUUUGUUAAAAUUAUGAAUAAAUAUGGUACUAAAUUUUUAUUAAAAGAUACUUAAUUUUCAAACGUACAUGGUUUACCUUCUAAAAGUAAUAGAUCUUGUUGUUUUGACAUGUCAAAAGUAGCUUAUUUGUGUAUUCGAAUUCCUAUUUUUAAAGUAAUUUUUAAUACGAAAAAUUAUGUUUGUGAUAUUUAUGAAAGUUUUAAAAAUUAGAUUAGGACAAUUUAAUGGGUGAAUACUAAUAAAUUAUUAUGGGAACUUAGUGGUGAAUAUUAAGGUUUAAAAACUGGUUUUACGGAUAAUGCAGGACAUUGUUUAUGCCUUUAUUAUGUUAAUAAAUAAGAUAUUUCAAUUUAGUUAAUUAUUACUGUACUUUGUUCUAAAAAUGCUUAAAAAAGAUUCUAUGAUGCUGAAAAUUUAGCUAAAUGGGCUGUAGGGCAGAUUAAAUAAUAAAAUUAAAAAGUAAAUUAGAUAGGAAGGAAUAUUAGAUCAUCGAAUACUUUAAAUAAUUCGUAAUAUUUGAAAAAAAAUGGCUUAAGGGGUGAAUAAUCACUUUUUUUAUAUAAUAAUAAUUAUCAUAAACCUGUAAUUAUAUAAAAAAAUAUUAAUGAAGAUUAAUUUAAUAAUGUUGGUUUAUUAAAAAAUUCAUAUAAAUAGUAAAUUAAUUAUUUAAAGAAAAAUUAAUAAAUCAUAAAAAUUUAGAAUUUUUCUAAUAAUAUUAACGACUAUUUUUCAAAAGAAAAAAUGGAAUAAUUAAAAAUAGAAAAAAGUUAAAAAUAAAUUAAUAAUUAAAAUUAUUAAUCAUAAGAAUAAAAAAAAAAUACUUCAUAGGAAAAUUUAAACAAAUCAUUUGAAAAAAUAUAAUUUGAUAAAAAGUUUUUUAAAUAGAAUAAUAAAUCUUAAAAAUAAAAUAUAAAUAAUAAUUUUUUUUAAAUUAAUAUUAAAAAAUAUAAAAAUAUUGCUAAUAAAAUUAAAAAUAUAUAAUAAUAAUAAUAAUAAUAAUAAUAAUAAUGA
Messenger RNA from Ichthyophthirius multifiliis, 1647 nucleotides. RefSeq lists its product as hypothetical. Gene Ontology annotation, biological process: proteolysis. The record is from RefSeq and is a predicted model, not a curated record. NCBI's taxonomy places the organism in Eukaryota, Ciliophora, Oligohymenophorea, Hymenostomatida. Gene Ontology annotation, molecular function: serine-type D-Ala-D-Ala carboxypeptidase activity. The transcript has 2 exons.